AUGGCGCGACACAGCUCCAGGAAGCGAUUCUAUCUGUCCCGUCCAGAGCCCGAUCUCCUCACCACCCGCCGCAACAUCACGCACAUCAUCCCUCCACCGCCACCGCCACCGCCACCGCCCAUCGAGCCUUGCCCCGUCGUUGAGGAACCCGCGGAACCAGAGCCUGAGCCCGAACCUGAACCACUGCCAUGUCUGCCACCGUGCGCUCCUGAGCCAAGUGUUUCGCCAUCUGUCCCGGAGCCUGAGACGCAGAUAGAAGUCAUCGCUGUGGACGUCGAGCCCUCGGUCAGGUCACACAAGUCCAGUCGCAGUCACAGUCACAGUCGCUCACGGCGCCACUCCCAGGCCCGCCAGAAAGAGGUGUACAUUGAACGCGAUCGCUUUAUUCCCGUUCCCGUUCCCGUUCCCGUUCCCGUGGAGCCCAAGUACGACACUUUCCGAUACGUCGAGGCGCCAAGGAGAUUUAUUGAACCCUCCCCCCCCCCGCCGCCCCUCAUGAUCCAGGAUAGGGGCAGAGUUACCCACGUCCAUGUCCACACUGCAGAAAGAGAGGGAAAAGAGACAUAUCAUGCUGGUGACUGGGAUAGAUACGGUCACCAUCGCCGAUGA
Messenger RNA from Ustilaginoidea virens, 609 nucleotides. RefSeq lists its product as uncharacterized. NCBI's taxonomy places the organism in Eukaryota, Fungi, Ascomycota, Sordariomycetes, Hypocreales, Clavicipitaceae. The record is from RefSeq and is a predicted model, not a curated record. The transcript has 2 exons. Bases 1 to 609 code for a protein of 202 amino acids.